AUGACACUGAAAAAAUGGGUGCCACCGUUCCACCUAGGUGAACGGUUGGGCCCUAAGACCAAUCUUCGUCUCAUUCUUAUGACAACAACCCUCGUCAACUUUUUGGAUCUUUUUCAACUCUCGGCAGUGCUCUUUGGUCUCCCAGACAUUGAAAAGGCGUUAGGUUUUACUAGCGAGGAUAUCAACUGGGUGCUUAUUGUUUACAACAUUACCUUCGCCGCUUUCCUCCUCAUCGGGGGGCAGUUAGGCCAGAGAUUCGGUCUGGAGAAGACAUUCAUUUCCGGAGCAGCAAUUCUUACGGUGUCCAAUAUCAUCAACACAGCGGCGCCAAACAAGGCGGCUCUUCUUGCCGGUCGGGCAAUUUCAGGGAUUGGGGCGGGAUUGACUGCACCGAACGGACUUGCUAUCCUGAGUAGAACCUUUCCCGAUGGCGAUGCUCGAAACAAAGCACUAGCAAUCUACACAGCUUGCGCCCCAUUAGGAUCUACCAUUGGCACUGUUGUUGGUUCCCUUCUCUCAUCGUCUGACGCCGGCUGGAGAUCUAUAUUCUGGCUGUGUCUAAUUCUCACCGGUCUGGCACUUGUGCUAGCUUGCCUAUUUUUACCACCCUUUGCCAAGACAAACGACACUCCAAUCGAUAUAAUGGGGAGUGUAGUCUUUGUGAUUGGAAUCGCUCUACUAGUGUAUGGUCUGAAUGAUAGCCCAAGAAGUGGGUGGUCUUCAGCACCUGUCCUUGUAGGUAUCAUUCUAGGAGUGUGCCUAUUAGGUGCCUUCGUCUUUAUUGAGAUGAAAGUUGCCAACCCAUGCAUUCCACCAUAUGUUUGGAAAAGCCUCCCUUUCUUCCUCAUGCUUGUCGCUAUCUUUGCUUUUGGUGGCAGUUUUAGUUCGUGGUUCUUCAUUACUACACAACUCUGUGUCAAUCUACUAGGCUACACACCGGUUCUCACUGCGGUUUAUUUUUUGCCUGGUGCAUUCUCAGCCAUUGUCGGCGGAGCUCUAUCGGCACCCAUGAUCAAGCUUACCGGGGAGAAGAUGACUCUGGUAAUUGGGCUUGCUAUUACAGCGGCCGGUGCUGUAGCUUGGGUAUUUGCAACUCCUGACCUUGCAGGGGGAACUGGCCAUGGUGAGGGAUACUGGUACUCCAUUGUGGCUGCAAUCAUCUUUGUCUGUGGCAGCCCUGUUGCGAUGGUUCCAGCCCAAAGCAUUCUGCUUCGUCAGGUCGAAGCAUCCAACCAUGCUAUGGCUAGCGCACUGUUCAACACUGCUUACCAAGUCGGGGCCAGCGUUCUUCUAGCCGGUGCCAAUGCCUUCAUGAAUGGAAAUCGCAAGCCCAUUAAUGGCAUCAUGAUGGUCUCCAUGACUGGAUAUCAAAACGCAUUUUGGCUUCUUACCGGAGUCCUUGGAGGUGCAGCACUCGCCAUAGCUGUGGCUUACUGGCCUCAAAAAACAGAUCAACAGCCAGAAAGCCUUAUGGAAGAAUCGAACCCAGAUGAGGAGCAACAAAUAAUGAAGGCUCAGUGA
Molecule: messenger RNA, 1521 nt
Organism: Penicillium roqueforti
Lineage: Eukaryota; Fungi; Ascomycota; Eurotiomycetes; Eurotiales; Aspergillaceae
Product: MFS transporter
Exons: 4
Coding region: 1-1521 (506 amino acids)
Biological process (GO): transmembrane transport
Cellular component (GO): membrane
Molecular function (GO): transmembrane transporter activity
Source: RefSeq, a predicted model, not a curated record